UUCCUGUAGGCAGCAGGCAGGCAGUCAACAGAACAGAGACAUUUUGUCUUCCAGCACUCAACUCAAAACCCUUUUUGUUUUAUCAAACCCUCCCUGGACCCCAGGCUAUAGUGGGGUUUCUAGGCUAUACUGUACUAUUCCCUCUAGCGGUCGUGAUGUUCUUUCUACCUUGAGUCUUCUUCCUGCUUGGAGGGAGGAAGGGAGAAAAGAAGGGACGUGGGCUGGCAGCUGGUCUGUGACAGUCAGACAGGCUGAGAGAGAGAGAGAGAGAGAGAGAGAGAGAGAGAGAGAGAGAGAGAGAGAGAGCCAGAGCCAGAGCCAGAGCUGGAAGACAGACAAUUAACAGAAGAGGAGAGCAGACCAAACAAGCUUCUUAAACCGGACGGGGGGCAUUGAAGAGGUGUUGCUAUACCCGUCUCCUGGACUCUGUGUUUGGUCUCGUUUCGAGAGGCACUCCGAGCAGGCUGGUCCCAGGCAGGGGGCACCGUCUCCCAGGCCUUGUGUUUGGGCCCGUUUUGAGAGGCACUCCGAGCAGGCUGGUCCCAGGCAGGGGGCACCAUGUCCGGGGCCUCUGUGAAGGUGGCGGUGCGGGUCCGUCCCUUCAACUCCAGAGAGAUGGGGAAGGACAGCAAAUGCAUCAUCCAGAUGUCAGGAAACACAACCACCAUCCUGAACCCCAAGCAGCCUAAAGAGAAUAAGAGCUUCAACUUUGAUUACUCCUACUGGUCACAUACCUCGCCCGAGGACAUCAACUUUGCUGGCCAGCAGCAGGUGUACAAGGACAUUGGUGAGGAGAUGCUGCUCCAUGCCUUCGAGGGAUACAACGUCUGUAUCUUUGCCUAUGGCCAGACCGGAUCUGGGAAGUCCUACACCAUGAUGGGCAAGCCGGACUUGAAGAACCAGGAAGGAAUCAUCCCUCUGAUGUGUGAAGACCUUUUCACCAAGUUCAACGACUGUAAUAAUGACAGCACCAAGUCUUACUCUGUGGAGGUGAGCUAUAUGGAAAUCUACUGUGAGCGUGUGCGUGACCUCCUGAACCCUAAGAAUAAGGGGAACCUGCGUGUGAGGGAACACCCCCUGAUGGGGCCCUACGUAGAGGACCUGUCCAAGCUGGCCGUCACCUCCUACAACGACAUCCAGGACCUCAUGGACUCUGGAAACAAGGCCAGGACGGUGGCCGCCACCAACAUGAACGAAACCAGCAGUCGCUCCCACGCCGUGUUCAACAUUAUCUUCACCCAGAAACGCCUCGACGCUGAGACUGAUAACACCUCAGAGAAGGUCAGCAAAAUCAGCCUGGUGGAUUUGGCCGGCAGCGAGAGGGCCGACUCCACAGGCGCCAAGGGGACCAGGCUCAAGGAAGGAGCGAACAUCAACAAAUCACUGACCACUCUGGGGAAAGUAAUCUCUGCUUUGGCCGAAGUGGAUUCUGCACAAAAUAAGAACAAGAAGAAAAAGAAAGUGGAGAGUCACAUCCCUUACAGAGAUUCUGUGUUGACCUGGCUACUGAGAGAGAACUUAGGGGGAAACUCUCGUACUGCCAUGGUUGCUGCUCUCAGUCCAGCUGACAUCAACUAUGACGAGACUCUCAGCACACUCAGGUACGCAGACCGAGCCAAACAGAUUCGCUGUAAUGCUGUGAUCAACGAGGACCCGAACAAUCGAUUGGUUCGUGAGCUGAAGGAGGAGGUGGGCCGUCUGAGAGACUUGCUCCUAUCCCAGGGCUUGGGAGACAUCCUUGAGACGUACAAGGGGCCAGCUCUUGGCACUGAUGUUGCUGGUUUGAAAUCGUACAAGGGGCCUCCCGGCACGGACGUUGCUGGUUUGAAAUACCUAUCCGAUUUCAAGAACAAUAACAAUAAUCGCCAAGCUGUCAAUCAAAAGGAUGAUCUCUCCACAGUGACCAAUGCCAUGACGGGGAUGAGCCCCUCCCCCUCUCUGUCCGCCCUGUCCAGUCGAGCCGGGUCCAUCGCCAGCCUCCACGACCGCAUCAUGUUCAGCCCCGGAAGCGAGGAGGCCAUCGAGAGACUCAAGGAAACAGAGAAGAUCAUUGCUGAGCUCAACGAGACCUGGGAGGAGAAACUGCGCAGAACAGAAGCCAUCAGAAUGGAAAGAGAGGCCCUGCUGGCUGAGAUGGGUGUGGCCAUGAGGGAAGACGGAGGAACCGUGGGCGUGUUCUCCCCCAAGAAGACUCCUCACCUGGUGAACCUCAACGAGGACCCCCUGAUGUCAGAGUGCCUGCUGUACUACAUCAAAGAUGGCGACACCAAGGUCGGUCGUGUGGACGCCAGCAGCAGGCAGGACAUUGUCCUCAGUGGUCACUUCAUCAAGGACGAACACUGUACAUUUACCUCUACAACGGGACCCAUUGGAGAAGCAGUCACCCUGGAGCCCUGUGAGGGAGCUGAGACCUACGUCAAUGGGAAGAGGGUCACCGAGGCUACAGUCCUCAAAUCAGGGAACCGUAUUAUUCUGGGUAAGAGCCACGUGUUCCGGUUCAACCACCCAGAGCAGGCGCGCCAGGAGCGGGAGAAGACGCCCUGCGCUGAGACCCCUGUGGAGCCGGUGGACUGGGCCUUCGCACAGAGAGAAUUGCUGGACAAACAGGGCAUCGACAUGAAGCAGGAGAUGGACCAGAGGCUGCAGGAGCUGGAAGACCAGUACCGUAAAGAGAGAGAAGAGACACACAACCUGCUGGAACAGCAGAGGAUGGAUUAUGAGAGCAAGCUGGAAGCCCUUCAGAAACAGGUGGACCGAUAUUACCCUGAGGUAGUAGGAGAGGAAGAAGAGGAGCCUGAGGAGGAAGUGCAGUGGACGGAGAGGGAGGCGGAGCUAGCCCUGUGGGGUUUCAGGAAGUGGCGCUGUUACCAGUUCACCUCCCUCAGAGACCAGCUGUGGGGAAACGCCAUCUUCCUCAAGGAGGCUAACGCCAUCAGCGUGGAACUCAAGAAGAAGGUCCAGUUCCAGUUUGUGCUGCUGACCGACACCCUGUACUCCCCCCUGCCCACUGACCUGCUGCCCCCUGAGGCAGCCAAGGACAGAGCGACCCGCCCGUUCCCCAGGACCAUCGUAGCUGUGGAGGUUCAGGACCAUAAGAAUGGGGCCACCCACUGCUGGACCCUGGAGAAACUCAGGCAGCGUCUGGACCUGAUGAGAGAGAUGUAUGACAGAGCAGCAGAGGUUCCCAACAGCACCAUAGAAGACUGUGAGAACGUUAUGACUGGAGGAGACCCCUUCUACGACCGCUUCCCCUGGUUCCGUCUGGUCGGCAGCAACCCCCUUUUCAACGUGUGCAUGAGCGAGAGCAUGAGUGAUCCCACUCCCUCCCCCACUCCUUCUCCCACCCUCUCCACCUCCGAGCUAACUGAGCUGGCCGACACUCGGCCGGAGGGGCGAGGAGGGGAGGAGGAGUUGGAGGCUUUGGGGGAUCUGGACGAUGAUAUCUUUUUGGACGACCCGUUCUCGGAGCUCGAUGAUGAUGAUGAUGAUGAUGAUGAUGAUGAGGGAGAGCUGUGCCGAGGCGGCUCCAGCGAAGGCCUGGAUCCCUUUUAUGACCGCUCUCCGUUAUUCAGUGUAGUGGGAAGAGCCUUUGUGUACCUGAGUAACCUGCUGUACCCUGUGCCCCUGGUCCAUCGUGUGGCCGUCAUCAGUGAGAAGGGAGAGGUCAAAGGAUUUCUCCGGGUGGCUGUACAGGCAAUCUCAGGUGUUUUGUGUUUCCCUCCAGCUGAUGAGGAGGCACCGGACUACGGAUCCGGUGUCCGUCAGUCUGGCACCGCCAAGAUCUCCUUCGAGGACCGGGAGUUUGAGAAGUUCCAGGCUGAGUCGUGCCCCACUGGUCUAUCCCAUACCGGGGAGUCCCAGGAAGAGCUGCGUUUCGUGGAAGGGGAGGGACAGAACUCAGGGAUGGAACCCUCGGCCGAUGAGGUCAACAACAACAAUUGUGCGGCCAGUCCAGAUGAGUUGGAGAGCCCCCUGAAGACCAACCUGGAGGGCGGAGCUCUGGACGGAGCCCUAGAACACCUGAGAAUAGGUAACAUCUUCACCUUCAGAGUGACGGUCCUCCAGGCCUCCAGCAUCUCCGCAGAGUACGCUGACAUCUUCUGCCAGUUCAAUUUCAUCCACUGUCACGAUGAGGCCUUUUCCACAGAGCCUCUGAAGAACACAGGGCGAGGCCCUCCUCUGGGCUUCUACCACGUACAGAACAUUGCUGUAGAGGUCACCAAAUCCUUUGUGGACUAUAUCAAGACCCAGCCUGUGGUGUUUGAGGUGUUUGGUCACUACCAGAAACAGCCCUUCCCUGCUCUGUGCAAGGACCUGAUCAGCAGCCCUCUGCGUCCCUGCAGAAGGCAGUUCCCCAAAGUCAUGCCCCUGUCCAAACCAGUCCCUGCCACCAAGCUGACUACCCUGAUGCGCCCUACAGCCGGGCCCUGCCACUGCAAGUAUGACCUCAUGGUGUUCUUUGAGAUCUGCGAACUGGAGGCCAGUGGAGACUACGUCCCAGCAGGAGUGGACCACAGAGGAGGCAUGCCUUGCCAUGGGACAUUCAUGCUGCACCAGGGUAUCCAGAGGCGCGUCACUGUGACCAUCGUUCACGAGACAGGUGGAGACAUCAAGUGGAAGGAUGUCCGGGAACUGGUUGUGGGUCGUAUCCGCAACUCACCCGAGGGGGACGAUGCCAUCAUAGACCCCAACAUCCUGUCACUCAACAUCCUGUCGGCUGGGCAUGUCAAGCCCAUGCAGGAGGACAGACAGUUUCUUGAUUCGGACAUGCCUAGGACAUUCUAUCGCUUCGAGGCUGCCUGGGACAGCGCCAUGCAUAACUCCCUCCUCCUGAACCGGGUCACUCCUUACGGAGAAAAGAUCUACAUGACCUUGUCGGCCUACCUAGAGAUGGAGAACUGCACCCAGCCAACAGUCAUAACCAAAGAUUUCUGCAUGGUGUUCUACUCUCGAGACGCUAAACUCCCGGCCUCCCGCUCCAUCCGAAACCUGUUUGGCACAGGAAGCCUGAGGGCAGUGGAGGGUAACCGGGUGACAGGUGUGUACGAGGUCAGCCUAUGUCACCUGGCCGAUCAUGGGAGUCCAGGUAUGCAGAGGAGACGUCGACGGGUGCUGGACACCUCGGUGGCGUACGUCCGCGGGGAGGAGAACCUGGCUGGGUGGAGGCCUCGCAGUGACAGCCUCAUCCUGGACCACCAGUGGGAGCUGGAGAAACUCAGCCUUCUGCAGGAGGUGGAGAAGACGAGACACCGUCUGCUCCUGAGGGAGAAGUUAGAGUCCACCCUGCUGCUGGGCCAGGAGGGGUUGUUGUCCUGUGUAGCUGAGGAGCAGAGUGAGUCCCCUCAACCCUCUGAGGGUCUCAGCCUCAGUCCCACUGUUGAUGCCCCCAAUGAGAGGCAGAGGGAGCUCGCCAUUAAGUGUCUUCGGCUGCUCUCCCACUCCUUCAACAGAGAGUACAGCCACGUGUGUGUCAGCGCCAGUGAAAGCAAGCUGUCUGAGAUGUCAGUGACUCUGCUGAGGGAGUCGACCUCUGCCACGGCCCUCAACACCCUCACCCCCUCCUCGACAUGCCCCUCACUGGUGGAGGGAUGCUACCCCAAGUCCGAAGGGCUCAGAACACCCACGCCUCGUUCCCGCUGCGCCAGUCCCAACCCUGACUGCUCACAACGGGACAGUGAGGUCAAGAUGUCCCCUGGCCCCAGUGGGGUCGCACCCCCGGAGGUUAAGCCCAGGGAACGCCGCUUCGUACCAGACAUCCAGGAGAUCCGGGUCAGCCCCAUCGUGUCAAAGAAGGGCUACCUGCAUUUCCUGGAGCCUCAUAGCAACGGCUGGGUGAAGCGCUAUGUAGUGGUGAGACGUCCAUACGUCUAUAUCUACAAUACAGAGAGAGACAGCGUGGAGAGAGCCAUCCUCAACCUCUCCUCUGCCCAUGUCGAGUACAGCGAGGACCAGCAGGCCAUGCUGAAGACACCAAACGCGUUUGCUGUGUGCACUGAGCACCGCGGGAUACUGCUCCAAGCCAGCAACGACAAGGAGAUGCACGACUGGCUCUAUGCAUUUAACCCUCUCCUGGCUGGAUCCAUCAGAUCCAAACUAUCCAGAAGAAGAGCUGGACAGAUGAGGAUGUGAAUCAACACGUCUCAUAGACAAGACAAUAGAACACCAAAAGACUAGCCUGUAUAUCGACUCCAGACGUAAUACUCCUUUCCCUCCUGUGCUGACCCCUUAACCCUCCUCCUCCUCUUCCUACACUAGUAACCGACUUGCUCCUCCUCCUCCUCCUGCACAUGCCCAGUUUAUCCCAAGCUGACCACCAGCGUAUCUAAGGCCCUGAGGCCUCCGUCAUCGUUGUGUGUCUGUCAGGCCUGUACCGCUGUCUGUCUGUGUUGGCCUUAUUGUCUGGUUUAACCCCUCUCCAAGUCUGAGGCCCAAAUACCACCCUAUUCCCUAUAUAGUGCAUUGCUUUUGACCAGGGCCUAUAGUGCUGGUCAUAUCUACUGUAAGAAGGGCCUAUAGUGCUGGUCAUAUCUACUGUAAGAAGAGCUUAUAGUGCUGGUCAUAGCUACUGUAAGAAGGGCCUAUAGGGCUGGUCAUAGCUACUGUAAGAAGAGCCUAUAGGGCUGGUCAUAGCUAUUGUAAGAAGGGCUUAUAGGGCUGGUCAUAGCUACUGUAAGAAGAGCCUAUAGGGCUGGUCAUAGCUACUGUAAGAAGGGCUUAUAGGGCUGGUCAUAGCUACUGUAAGAAGGGCCUAUAGGGCUGGUCAUAGCUACUGUAAGAAGGGCCUAUAGGGCUGGUCAUAGCUACUGUAAGAAGAGCCUAUAGGGCUGGUCAUAG
This is a messenger RNA of Oncorhynchus keta (chum salmon), 6834 nucleotides long. Its product is annotated as kinesin-like protein KIF1A. Lineage: Eukaryota; Metazoa; Chordata; Actinopteri; Salmoniformes; Salmonidae. The record is from RefSeq and is a predicted model, not a curated record. Gene Ontology annotation, molecular function: microtubule binding; ATP binding; microtubule motor activity. The transcript has 50 exons. Gene Ontology annotation, biological process: microtubule-based movement. Bases 559 to 6129 code for a protein of 1856 amino acids.